Messenger RNA from Onychomys torridus (southern grasshopper mouse), 998 nucleotides. RefSeq names its product activator of basal transcription 1 (gene Abt1). NCBI's taxonomy places the organism in Eukaryota, Metazoa, Chordata, Mammalia, Rodentia, Cricetidae. The record is from RefSeq and is a predicted model, not a curated record. The coding region runs from base 49 to 873 and encodes 274 amino acids. Gene Ontology annotation, molecular function: RNA binding. Gene Ontology annotation, biological process: endonucleolytic cleavage to generate mature 5'-end of SSU-rRNA from (SSU-rRNA, 5.8S rRNA, LSU-rRNA); endonucleolytic cleavage in ITS1 to separate SSU-rRNA from 5.8S rRNA and LSU-rRNA from tricistronic rRNA transcript (SSU-rRNA, 5.8S rRNA, LSU-rRNA); endonucleolytic cleavage in 5'-ETS of tricistronic rRNA transcript (SSU-rRNA, 5.8S rRNA, LSU-rRNA). Gene Ontology annotation, cellular component: nucleolus. The transcript has 3 exons.
UCGGGUGGCGACAGAUUUACGGCUCCUGUGUGUCUCAUAUCCGUCGUCAUGAAAGCCGCGGAGUUGGUGGAGCACCAGCACCAGGCGCCGAUGGAGGGAGAGUCGCAGGAAGAGGCAGAGCUGAAUGCAGAGGCGGCGGAGGAGCCGGAGGAGCCCGAGGAAGAGGCUUGCAACAGCAGCAAGAAGAAGAAGAAGGUUGUGCCGGGUAUUGUGUACCUGGGACACGUCCCGCCGCGAUUCCGGCCUUUGCACGUACGCAACCUGCUCAGCGCCUACGGUGAAGUGGGACGCGUUUUCUUCCAGGCCGAGGACCGCUUUGUGAGACGCAAAAAGAAGGCAGCAGCGGCCGCGGGAGGAAAAAAAGCAGCUAAAUACAGCAAGGACUAUACAGAAGGCUGGGUGGAAUUCCGUGACAAGCGCAUAGCCAAGCGAGUGGCAGCCAGUCUGCAUAACACGCCCAUGGGUGCCCGCAGGCGCAGUCCCUUCCGUUAUGACCUGUGGAACCUCAAGUAUUUGCAUCGUUUUACUUGGUCCCAUCUCAGCGAACACCUUGCCUUUGAGCGCCAGGUACGCAGGCAGCGCCUGAGAGCAGAGGUCGCCCAAGCAAAGCGAGAGACUGACUUCUAUCUUCAAAGUGUAGAACGGGGAAAACGCUUCCUUGCACCUGAUGGAGAUGCUGCUCGCCCGAAUAGCUCCUGGACCUUUGCUCAGCGUCCCACUGAGCAGGAGCUAAGAGCCCGGAAGGCAGCACGGCCAGGAGGGCGGGAACGAGCUCGGCUGGCGAAUGCCCAGGACCAGGCCCGAUCCAACAGGGGGCUCCUCGCCAGGAUCUUUGGAGCCCCUCCACCUGCUGAGAGCAAGGAAGAGCUGUAGCCAGUAAGGGACUGCUGAUGGAACUUGUACCUGCCAGCCCUGCCCGCUUCUGGUCUGCCUCCCGCAGGCCAUAACGAGUGCCCAGGCGGAUGGUCUCUCUAUUCUGUAGACCAAGAGUCUGGCAA